Molecule: messenger RNA, 740 nt
Organism: Canariomyces notabilis
Lineage: Eukaryota; Fungi; Ascomycota; Sordariomycetes; Sordariales; Chaetomiaceae
Product: U6 snRNA-associated Sm-like protein LSm2
Exons: 4
Coding region: 1-297 (98 amino acids)
Biological process (GO): mRNA splicing, via spliceosome
Cellular component (GO): catalytic step 2 spliceosome; precatalytic spliceosome; U4/U6 x U5 tri-snRNP complex
Molecular function (GO): RNA binding
Source: RefSeq, a predicted model, not a curated record
AUGCUAUUCUUCAGCUUCUUCAAAACACUCAUCGACCAUGAGGUCACGGUCGAGCUCAAGAACGACAUCCGGAUCCGGGGCGUCCUCAAGAGCGUCGACCAGUUUCUCAACAUCAAACUCGACAACAUCCAAGUCGAGGAGGAGCUCAAGUAUCCCCAUCUGAGCGCCGUCAAGAAUGUCUUUAUUCGUGGAUCCGUCGUGCGAUAUGUGCAUCUGCCCGCUAGCGCAGUGGAUAUUCCCCUGCUGGAGGACGCCACGAGGAGAGAAGCCGCGAACCAGGCUGGUAAGGCAAAGUGAGAAGGAGAUGGAAAAGAGAGGGAGCCUUCUGUUGGGAAUAGGCACGGCAUUGAGCUAAAUGACUGGCUGAUCUGGGAUCUCAAGGGGUGUGCCCCGAGCGAGCGACGUCGACCUGAGGUAUGUCCUCGGUUAUUUGAUCACUCAGCAGGCUGAAGGCCCGGAGAGAUACUACAGAACUUGGAGACAGAAGGAUGUGUCUUCUGUGCCAGCUCGUUGUCGUUGAGCAUGAUAAGUGUGCGGCAACCGCACCUAUGAUGGACAUACCCAGAAAUAUCAUAAACUGACUGAGCGUAUCCGCGGAUGCAACACCCACGAUCUUGGUUGGGAAGAGCGCACUUCUCAUAUUGAUCGCAGCUAUGAUGUGGUUUGACAUCAGGAUUAUCCUAAGCUUGUGAGUUGAGCCUCACAGUUGCAUAGCAUUUUAUCCACACCAAUCAGGGGGU